GCUUUGCCGUCGUAGCGCAGCCGGAGCGCAAGCCGCAGAAAACAGUACUCUGUGCUAAUAUGAGAAGAAGGACAAAGUUACAGAAUGCAGCUUAAUUUUUCAAACGCGAAUGCUGAUUAACGAAUAAAUUUGUCACAUUGUGUCGAGCCGACGACGGACAAUAAUGUUGGCUGUGCGCAGACUCUGCUUUUUAGACUUAUCAAAACAAAUAAGGUUAGGGUAUUGUCGGUGAAUUCUCGGGAGAUGGCAGAAUAGUUCGUUUUGCGCCAGAUAUCGACCCCUCACUAAAGCACUUUGGGAAAAAUAAUAUUAAUAAAACGCAAGGUCUACAGCAACAGACGGGGACAUGUUUCUUUUGGUCUUCAUCGUCCUGGUCCUUCCCUAUUCCAGCAUGGAAGAUGUAGAAGUGUCCUCUGGCAGACCAGUCCUGAGAUACCAGGAAUGUGUAUGUGAGGGCAGUGUGUGUGAGCGUGGCACUCGCUGUGCGGGCCAACAGUGUUUCUCCUCCCUGAAGAUGAUUGACGGGAUGGCUGUCCAACAGAAGGGCUGCCUGAGGGACGAUGAAGAGGGCAGAGCCACCUGUGCCACGCCGCCCUCACCAGCCCAUGUUGUCAAGUGCUGCCAGGGCCAUCUGUGUAACAUGAAUGUCACUGUGCAAGCUGCAGGGAAAGAGGAGGAAGUGAAGCCCCAGGUCAAGGAGGAGCAUGAGUGUGUGUGUGAGGGAAGCUCGUGUGUGACGGGGGAACGCUGUAUGGGCCACCAAUGUUUCUCAUCUUUGACGGUGAAUGGUGGCUCUCUGGUGUACCAGAAAGGUUGCUUUAAGGUUUAUGAGCAGAGCAGGAUGACCUGCAAGACCCCGCCCUCCAGAGACCAGAUUGUGGAGUGCUGCCACGGGCACCUGUGUAACAUGAACAGCACUGUGGAGCUGCCUGUCCAAGCGAGUCAGCUGCCCAGCUACAGUGUGGCCACUCUGGCUAUUGUCAUUGUGGCACCUGUCAUCGUCCUCAUCGUCCUAUCUGCUAUCGCAAUCCUUGUCUUCAGACGUAUCCACCACAAUCAAAUGGAAAGACUCACAGCACGAGAUGCUGAAUAUGGAACCAUUGAUGGCCUCAUAGCCUCCAAUGUGGGGGAGAGCACCUUGGCGGAUCUGCUGGAUCAUUCCUGUACUUCAGGAAGUGGCUCGGGACUGCCAUUCCUUGUUCAGAGAACUGUUGCACGACAAAUCACGCUCAGUGAGUGUGUGGGUAAGGGCCGUUAUGGUGAGGUGUGGAGGGGCCAGUGGCAGGGAGAGAAUGUUGCUGUCAAGAUUUUCUCCUCCAGAGAUGAGAAAUCCUGGUUCAGAGAGACUGAGAUCUACAACACAGUGCUGCUGAGACACGAAAACAUCCUGGGGUUCAUAGCGUCGGACAUGACCUCCAGGAACUCAAGUACUCAGCUGUGGCUGAUCACUCACUUCCAUGAGAUGGGCUCCCUGUAUGACUACCUUCAGCUCAGUACCCUCGAUGCUUCCAGUUGCCUCCGCAUGGCACUCUCCAUUGCAAGUGGCUUGGCACACCUCCAUGUGGAAAUCUUUGGCACUCAGGGCAAACCAGCUAUCGCCCACCGAGACCUUAAGAGCAAAAACAUACUGGUUAACAAGAAUGGACAGUGCUGCAUUGCUGACCUGGGUCUGGCUGUCAUGCAUUUCCAAGACACCAACGAGUUGGAUGUGGGGAACAACCCGAAAGUGGGCACAAAGCGCUACAUGGCCCCAGAAGUGCUAGAUGACUCCAUCCAAAUGGACUGCUUCGAGUCCUACAAGAGAGUGGACAUCUGGGCCUUGGGUCUGGUCCUGUGGGAGGUUGCCAGGAGGACAGUCAGCAACGGUAUUGUGGAAGACUACAAGCCACCCUUCCAUGACGUGGUCCCUAGUGAUCCCAGUUUUGAGGAUAUGAAGAAAGUUGUCUGCGUGGAUCAGCAGAGGCCCAACAUCCCAAACAGAUGGUUCUCAGACCCAACUUUAACUUCCAUGGCUAAACUUAUGAAGGAGUGCUGGUACCAGAAUCCUUCUGCCAGAUUAACAGCAUUACGCAUCAAAAAGACUCUGACAAAGAUCGACAACUCUCUGGACAAAAUCAAAACAGACAUUUGAGCCUUCUUUGUAGAGGUGUGCAGACGCACUAAAGGCCUUUUAAGAUGUCCAGAGAGUGGACCAUCGAGAGACAUCUCGGAAGACAAGGGACUGGAUGGGCUGAGUGCCCUUAUAGCGGCACAUUGUAUUUAUUUUAAAACACUUGGCGGGACAACUUUUGGCAUCCAAAGAUGGCUUACAGGGCAUUUCUAAGACUGCAAAUGGUCUUGGAUAUUAGGAUACUAUCUAUUCAUCUUAGGACAUAGGAGCUGAACUGCUAGCAAUGUUCUUCAAGGAAGAAACUGUUACCUGGGCAUUUGAGUAGGCUUGCUUUUGUUAAGAACUGCAGAUAUUGUUUGACACCUUUUUAGUUUGAUGCCUGAAUGUGUUUCAUUUAGUAAUUUCACUUUAAGUCUUCCAUUGUGCUGGUAGUCUUUACAUUCUUAAUUUGCAUUGUGGUGAAUGUUUUUGAGAAAGGAUUCAACCUGCCAGUUCAACCUGCCAAUUUACAUCCUCCAUUUCUUUAACAGUGAUCGGAGCAAGGAAACAGAGUGUUGUUUUACUUUGACUGCAUCUCAUGCACCACUGUUUACGAUGCUGACAGAACACGUUUCUUGGGAUUUCAUCAAUCCUGCAACAUGAUUUACAGCUGCAGUUGUACAGCUGCAGUUACAGGCGCUCUUCUUUUCCUGAGAUGUUAUCCAGCUGCACAUACCCUGUUGCAGAACUUUUGUAUAUCAUCAUGAAUUUUACAUUACAUUAUGUACCUGUUUUAUGUUUUGUUUCUUCAGCUUUACAGAGACAAAUGCUAAAAGAACAAAUAAAAUAUUUGGUAGAUGAUGCUGAACUCUAUUCCUCCAGGGGCAGAAAGUAAGCCUGUAAAGCUAUACUGUCUUAACGCGUGCAUUGUUGUCUUAAUGCGUGCAUUGUCAAGUAAUUGAAGUCAAACUUCAGCCUUUUUUAUUUCUUUAAUAUUUUAUAUCAAUUAGCGAUUUCUAUUAAUUAAAUAGAAAAAAAAA
This is a messenger RNA of Myripristis murdjan (pinecone soldierfish), 3129 nucleotides long. RefSeq names its product activin receptor type-1. Bases 347 to 2131 code for a protein of 594 amino acids. Gene Ontology annotation, biological process: cellular response to growth factor stimulus; protein phosphorylation; heart development. Gene Ontology annotation, molecular function: ATP binding; transmembrane receptor protein serine/threonine kinase activity. Gene Ontology annotation, cellular component: plasma membrane; BMP receptor complex. The record is from RefSeq and is a predicted model, not a curated record. The transcript is spliced from 11 exons. Lineage: Eukaryota; Metazoa; Chordata; Actinopteri; Holocentriformes; Holocentridae.